UUUCUUCCCGAGUUACUGUUCCUUGAAUCAUCAUAGGUAGUUGAUUGUGAAUUCAGUAUGAAUCUCAAACUUUCAGUAGGCCUCGUGCUGCUCAUUCUGGUUGUUAAUGCAUUCGCAUUUGUCCCUCCACCAUUAAAGAAAAAUGAUGACGACAGCUCUGAAAGUUCGGAAGAUUCUACUGAAGUAAAGGUCAAAGCCGAAUGGGAAACAAAGUGUAAAUUUGUAAUCAAGAACGUACUGGGCAUUUUCAAGAAUUGGACAAGAGAUUAUCCAGAAAAGGAGGAUGUUUUCGUUGAUAGUCUAUACAGUACAAUAAAAAGCAUGCAUGUGCAGAAGAUCCAAAAGUGGAAAGAAUGGAAGAAAAAUCAGGACGAAGAAGAUGAUAGUGACGUGUGGAAGAAAUUCGCAAAUGCUUUUAAAGGUCUCGGAAAAGGCGGGAAAAAGUUAUUGGAAAAAAUAUCCGGCAAGAACGGUAAAGGGGGUAAGAAGAAGAAACAAAAUCAACAGUACAAACCAAGUAACGACAACUUUGAUUUUCUUGAAGACUUGAACAAGAACCUGUACGAAAUGGCUGGUGAGGUUGUUGCUAUUGAUUAGAAAAUAAAAACGGCUGCAUCUUUCAUUACUUCCCUUGAAAAUGCUUUCCAGAUCAAGAAACGAUAAAUGAAUAAAAAAUAAUAAUCUGA
Molecule: messenger RNA, 686 nt
Organism: Biomphalaria glabrata
Lineage: Eukaryota; Metazoa; Mollusca; Gastropoda; Planorbidae
Exons: 12
Coding region: 58-597 (179 amino acids)
Source: RefSeq, a predicted model, not a curated record